UUUAAUGACCUAAUAAAACAUAACAGAAUAGUAGAAAUGUAUUAAAACGAGAGUGUUUUAUUCAACAGUUUUCAGUGUAUUCGAUUUUUUGUGUUUUAUUGUAUAACAGUGAACAUCAAGUACCGACAUGUCAAAUAUUAAAGUAGCAGUGGUGACAGGUGGAAAUAAAGGAAUUGGAUACGCAAUAGUCAAAGAACUAUGUGAGAAGUUCAGAGGUAUCGUGUAUUUAACAGCUCGAGAUAGCGGACGAGGACUAGCGGCUGUAGCCGAACUCAAUAAGCUGGGUUUCAAACCUGAAUUCCAUCAGUUGGACAUAACUGAUAAGAAAAGUAUCUCAACAUUUGCAGAACACGUUAAGAGUAAACAUGGAGGUAUAGAUGUUUUGGUUAAUAAUGCAGCUGUUGCACUGGAACCAACAACGUACAAAAUAGGCGAGGAAUCGUUCAGUAAACGUGCUGAGAUGACAGUGGCAGUCAACUACUUCGCCCAGGUGGACGUGUGUGAGGCGCUGUUCCCUCUUCUGCGUCCACACGCCCGAGUAGUCAACCUCUCCAGCUCUUGUGGUCUCUUGUGCAACAUUCCUUCUCCUGAACUGCGGAAGAGGUUUAAAGAUCCAAACCUCACCAUCAGUCAGCUAAACAUCCUCAUGAAAGAGUUUGUGCAGGCUGCUGCCGAGCGAAAGAACGAAGAGGUGGGUUGGGGAACAAAUGCUUAUAAUGUAUCAAAGGUGGGUUUGAGUGCGUUGACAUUCGCACAGCAGAGACAGUUUGAUACUGACCCUAGACCUGGCCUCAUCGUCAACUGUGUACACCCAGGCUAUGUGAACACAGACAUGACUGGAUACAAGGGACAUCGCACUAUAGAACAAGGUGCUGAUGCGCCAGUGUAUCUUGCCCUACUACCUGAUACCUGUGACGUUCCCAAAGGCCAAUUUGUGACGUAUAAUCGUGAUGUCGUAGUCUGGGCUACAUGAGUGAAGAGGUUGGAUGCUUUUUCCCGAUCAAAACAUUUCCAUAAAUUCUGUGUUGCCAAUAACAACUGCAUCAUCAUAAAAGUACCUAAUCAUAUUUAUUUUAAAACUAUUUCGUGUAAUUAACGUUGGAAAAACCUUUAUAUUUCGUUUUGACUCAUGUUACUGUUAAAAUACGUAUAUAUAACAUGUCCAGUAGUUUUUGUAGUAUUAACUUUUUUAAUUCAUUUCCAAACCCAACGGUAAAGUUUUUUUAAAUAAGAUUGUCCAAAGGGGCGAACAUUAAAAAGGGACUCACAUUAUCAAGAGAUUAUAGAAAAGUGAGUUAGUUGUGCGGUCAUUGUAUCCCAUACAACAAUGAUUUCCUUUACAAUAACGCAUGUAGCACACUCGAUCUUAUAACUGAUAUUCCUAAAAGUAUAGAAUGUAAUUUAUCAAACUAGUUGUACAUUUUGUAACAAACAAUACAUUGGGCAAACUUCUAAUCAUCUUAGAGUCAGAAUAACAGGGCACAGAUUGGAUAUUUGUCAUAAGGGAAAGGAGAAGCCAUUGGCCAAACAUGCUACUGAGCACAAAACAGACAAAAUAAAGAGUGUUAUGAUCUUAAAGGAUUAAUAAGGUCUUCCCAUCUCCUGAUGAAAUUUAAAUACGUUUAAAACUAAACAAUCUCGAACAAGCCCAUCAGUUAAUUCCAAAAUCUAAAUACCCAACUAGUUUAAAAUUAACAUAAAUAUGAUUUUUCCAAAUUCCUUUUGUGCCGCUAAUGAUAUAAAAACUGGGUCUUUGAAUGUUUUAGUUAAUAAUUUACAUUUUGUGGUUAUUUUCCUAUUUUUUUGUUUGUUUAUUGUUCUUGUUAUAUUCUUAUUUUAUGAUUCCAAAAGAUGUGAGUAUACAAUCCCACGAAAUAUAGAUGCUUUUUAUCUGUUAUUUUUCAUUCAUAAGUGAAAUUCCUUUAUUCGGUUUAUUAACUGUAAUAUAUACUUACAGAAGUUUUUAAGAACAAAACUCCACACACAAUUUAAAAAAAAUCAUGUUAUAUCAAUUAUAUACUGUACAUUCAUAAUAAUGACAGGUACAAGAAGUACGUAAGGCAGAUAAAAAUUAAUUAUUUGAAUACUGAGUAAAGUAAAGUAAAAUAGCUAAAUUAGCUUUUUGGGUGUCAAUAUUGGUAUAAUUAAUGAAAAUUUAAAUUUGUAUUUCUUUCCAUUUCCAAAUCGUUACAGUAGAGGUCGAAUUACGCGCGCAAAUAAACAUUUAUAUAUCAAUCUCAAAAUUUAGCGAAGUAAUAUAUAGUACCAUUUAAUAUAUUACAGCUUUAAUCAUCGCUAAGAAUUUUAAGAUAAUCGUAAUAUUUUGUUAGUUUCAGUAAAAGAAUUGUUUGGGAGAUAAGGAAACUUUAACAUAUUUUCAAUUCGGUGGGUUAAAUUUUAGUUUUGACUAAAAACGCUAAUAAUUAGUUAGUACAGAAUUCACUUUAACCAACCCAUGUAAAUCCAAGACCUAGAGGAUUUUCCAAACUGCCGGCAACUUAUUAGUUUCCUCUGCUGACCCAAUAUUAGAACUAUGAAUUAACUACUGUUACAGAUUAGGUGUUAUACUUUAUCUUUCUAGCCUUCUAUAUUACUAGUUUAAGAACUUCAAGAUUAAAAUGUAUAAAUAAAAUAAAUUAAGUAACACAUAUUUCAAAAUAUGCAUAA
Homalodisca vitripennis (glassy-winged sharpshooter) is the source of this 2667-nucleotide messenger RNA. Its product is annotated as carbonyl reductase [NADPH] 1-like. The transcript has 6 exons. NCBI's taxonomy places the organism in Eukaryota, Metazoa, Arthropoda, Insecta, Hemiptera, Cicadellidae. The coding region runs from base 128 to 973 and encodes 281 amino acids. The record is from RefSeq and is a predicted model, not a curated record. Gene Ontology annotation, molecular function: carbonyl reductase (NADPH) activity.